GAAUGAUUUUCUCUUUAAACAACACACUGUUACGGCGAAGCUCCUUCGAAAGCGCGUGUUGUUUAAAGUCGACUGCGGGAACGUUUUCGUGUGAACUGAAAGGGCCCUUCAGGCGGUGAGGGGCGUGGCCGUUGGGCGAGAGGACCCCGCCCACUGGCGAACCUCCCGGGCUGGUUGGCCAUAGAAGGAAACUUCUCCUCCUGCUCUCCUCGGUGAAGCUGCAAGCCUGAAAACGGAGCCCGACCAGCGGAUUUCGGACGACAGGAAUCAUAAUAAAGGCUCCAGACCGCCUGUGACAGGCGAAGAAACUCUCUCAGUCGGCGUCGAUGCUUUAAAAUGCCGGCUGUGGGUUCAUUUUACAGAGAGCCGUGACUUCUCAUCCAGGAAUUAGCCGCGGCUCUUUGAGCGUCUUCAUAUGCAUCAUCGCCAGUGGGCAGUGUCUGAAGAUCAGGUCAGCUGGAGAGGGUCAUUAAGAUAAAGCAGAGUAAAGAGGCGAGGUGCCAGCCCCCCACCCUUCACGGCCCCUGAUGAAGGGCAUGGAGAUGCUGCGCCGUUCAUCAGUGUUCGCAGCAGAAGUUAUGGAUGUGUUCGACCGUUCUCCCACAGACAAAGAGCUCGUCUCCCAGUCUAAAGUGCUGUGCAGAGACUACAUACACUCAAGACUCAAUCGCGCUGGAAUUGGUUGGUCCAAGCCGGAACACGGGCUUUCUUCAGGAGGGUCCCUGGGAGAAAUAUCGUCGGUCCUUUUGUGGUUAGGUGAUGAGCUAGAGUACUUGCGUCCAAACGUGUAUCGCAAUGUGGCACGACAGCUGAACAUCACAGUGGCUUCAGAGAACAUAGUUUCGGAUGCUUUUCUGGCUGUAGCGGCAGAAAUAUUCUCCACAGGGGUAACGUGGGGUAAGGUCGUCUCUCUGUACGCAGUGGCCGGAGCCCUGGCGGUCGACUGUGUGAAGCACGGCCACCCAGCCAUGGUGCACGCCAUUGUUGACUGCAUGGGCGAGUUUGUCCGCAAAAGUCUGGUGUCCUGGUUAAAGAGGAGAGGAGGCUGGACUGACAUCACAAAAUGCGUCGUCAACACGGACCCCAGCUUCCGCUCUCAUUGGCUCGUGGCAGCGGCCUGCACAUGUGUGCACUACCUGAAGGCUGUGGUCUUCUACUUGCUGAGGGAGAAGUGAAAGGCAGGACAGAGGGACCCUGAGGAACAAUGGACAUACAGCCUUUUUUCCGUUUUUGCUGGAAGGAGCAGCUGUUCACUGCUUUGGCCCAUUACUGCUCUCAAUGUGUUUACACAUGCAGAAAGUUUGCACUGUGCCUUUAAUGAACUUUCCUGUGUUCAUGACUGGACAUCUUCGCUCUGACAAACGUUAUUAUAUGUUGUGCCUGAAUUGAGCUCAAAAUCUGAAUAGUUUGAAUUCGUGAUGGUGAUGUAACCUGGACUGCAGCUAUCUCAGCAACUUUCCGGAGGACACAGCGUGAGGGAUAUCACCAUAUAAAAUAGUGUGAAAUCACAGUGUAAAUCAUCAGCAGUGUUUUUCUUUCAAGCUGUGCCACCCAGCACCACUUCUGCUGCUCUCUCAAAGGAUAUCUCUGAUUAGUUUUAUCAUGCUUUCUAAUGAAGCACAGUGUACACUCUAUUCACAGUAGCUUUCAUUAAUAAAGAUUACUUCAAAUGCACCUAGCAUAUCAUCACGUCACGACAAAACCUUGUAUCUUAGCAAUGGUACCUUUGUAGAAGGAUAAGUAAUUUUGGAGCAUUUUUAUUGGUCUAAUAUUAAAUGUUCAUCCAAUUCAACUGGUAGAAAAAGCACAGAGAAAUAGUACCUAAGUAAAAGUAUGGGUAAUGUGCAUAAAAUAUUAAUUGAAUUAAUGAAGUGUAAAGUAUGUAGCCAAAAACAUACUUGUUAAGUAAAAAAUGUAUCAACUUUUAAGCAUAGUCGAGUACAUAAAAGUGAAAAGUCAAUGUUUUAACGAAAA
This is a messenger RNA of Pygocentrus nattereri (red-bellied piranha), 1974 nucleotides long. It is a transcript of the gene boka, whose product is annotated as BCL2 family apoptosis regulator BOK a. Lineage: Eukaryota; Metazoa; Chordata; Actinopteri; Characiformes; Serrasalmidae. Bases 528 to 1175 code for a protein of 215 amino acids. Gene Ontology annotation, molecular function: protein heterodimerization activity; protein homodimerization activity. Gene Ontology annotation, cellular component: mitochondrial outer membrane. The record is from RefSeq and is a predicted model, not a curated record. Gene Ontology annotation, biological process: regulation of apoptotic process; extrinsic apoptotic signaling pathway in absence of ligand; intrinsic apoptotic signaling pathway in response to DNA damage. The transcript is spliced from 5 exons.